AUGGCCACAGCCCUGCCCUGGGCCACCCCGUCUCUGUUGCAGGUCAUUGUGGGGAGCAUUUUCGAAGUGGUCUGGGCGGCCAUCAAGCCAGGGACCUCCUUCGGCAUCAGUGUGCUGCGGGCGCUGCGGCUGCUGAGAAUCUUCAAAGUCACCAAGUACUGGAGCUCCCUGCGGAACCUGGUGGUGUCCCUGCUCAACUCCAUGAAAUCCAUCAUCAGCCUGCUCUUCCUGCUCUUCCUCUUCAUCGUGGUCUUCGCUCUGCUGGGCAUGCAGCUCUUCGGGGGACAGUUCAACUUUCAGGAUGAGACUCCGACAACCAACUUUGACACCUUCCCUGCCGCCAUCCUCACUGUCUUCCAG
Capra hircus (goat) is the source of this 360-nucleotide messenger RNA. Its product is annotated as voltage-dependent N-type calcium channel subunit alpha-1B-like. NCBI's taxonomy places the organism in Eukaryota, Metazoa, Chordata, Mammalia, Artiodactyla, Bovidae. Gene Ontology annotation, cellular component: voltage-gated calcium channel complex; membrane; neuronal cell body. The transcript is spliced from 3 exons. The record is from RefSeq and is a predicted model, not a curated record. Gene Ontology annotation, biological process: chemical synaptic transmission; calcium ion import across plasma membrane. Gene Ontology annotation, molecular function: high voltage-gated calcium channel activity. The annotation marks the transcript as partial.